Molecule: messenger RNA, 1158 nt
Organism: Magnolia sinica
Lineage: Eukaryota; Viridiplantae; Streptophyta; Magnoliopsida; Magnoliales; Magnoliaceae
Exons: 1
Coding region: 1-1158 (385 amino acids)
Source: RefSeq, a predicted model, not a curated record
AUGGCCGUGGACGUGAUGAUGUGCAGGGGUUUUUCGAUCACCCUCGCUAAAUCAGAUCAGAAUUACUACAGGCAACUCAAGCCCAAUUCAGUUGGCUCCUUUACUGAGCUCAGCAGAUUAUUCCUUACCCAGUUCAUAAGUGGUAAGAAGAGUUGGAAGUCGACUACUCAUUUGUUCACCAUCAAGCAAGGGCCUAAAGAGUCAUUAAAGGACUUCAUUGCCUGCUUCAACGAGGAGGCAUUACAGGUGGAGGAUUAUGAUGACAAAAUGACGCUCUCUGCCAUGUUCAGCGGGCUAAAAGAGGGGAAGUUUACCUUCUUCAUUGGGAAGAACGCCCCGAAGACGUUGGUCGACCUCGUGAGCAGAGCUCAAAAAUACACUAAUGCUGAGGAGUUCUCUAACUCCCGCAAAAAUAUCCAGGUAGCGGAGCCAUCAACUAAAGGGAAGAGGCUGGGGAACGAAGAACCCCAGUUAUCCAACAAGAAAGUGGAUGACUAUGUUCCUUGUGAUCGUCAGCCGAGCAGGAAGCCUGAGGGCAAGUUCCGUUCCUACACUCCCCUCAACACAUCUACAGAACAGAUACUGCUGGACAUCAGGGGUCAGAAACUCCUGAAUUGGCCCGUUUGCAUGAAAGCGAACGCGGAACACCGAGACAAGCGCAAAUACUGCGGUUUCCAUCGUGACCACGGUCACAAUAUAAAUGACUGCGCGAAUCUCAAGGACGAGAUCGAGACCCUCAUUCGUAAGGGUCAUCUACACCGAUACAUCAAGGAGGAGAAAUCAGCUCAAAGAGAAGAGCAGCCGAGCAAAAUUGUAGAAGAACCGGUCGAAAUUUGUACCAUCUUUGGCAGUUCAUUAGGCGGAGGAGACUCAAACAGUGCUCAUAAAGCCCACUCUUGGAAGUUUGAUCCGGAGCACUACGUCCACAUGACCGAGAGGCCGAAGAAAGAGCUCCGAGUCAGUUCCUCCAGCCUGACCUUCACGAAAGAUGAUGCGUACGAAAUCCAGCAUCCUCACGACGAUGCCUUGGUGGUGGCAAUGACCAUAGCCAACCACAAGGUUUACUGCAUCCUGGUCGACACUGAGAGCUCGGAUGAUAUCAUCUACUACAGGCCUUCGAAAGAAUGGAGAUUCCAAGGUUACGCCUCAGACCUGUGA